AUGGUCAAUUGGAGUCCAGCGAAGACUGUAGAUGAGGAGCUAUUCAUGACACAAUAUCGUGGCGAGGAUCCGGCAAACCCUGCUUGCCUGACACUUCUAAAUGCGAUAAUGCUGGUAGGAGCCCACGCUCUAGCAUCGCAUGAUGAGACGAUGGUUCCCCUUCUUCGAGUUUUUUUUCAGAGGACAAAGACUCUUUUCGAGUGUGAAUCUUGGCCUGACAGGCUUGUCUUCAUUCAAGUGCCUUUGCUAAUGACGUGGUAUUCCGACGCCAAUGCAUGGUAUUGGAUUGGCAUCGCUACCAGAACAGCUAUGGCGAUAGGACUGCAUCGAGAUACCAGCCACUCUAAGAUGAUGCCUGUUUACAAACGCGUAUACACUCGUCUGUGGUGGGUCCUGUUCCAGUUCGAUACGAUUGCGUCUGUGUCCGCUGGACGACCUCAAGUUAUCAACCUCGAUGAUUCCGAUGUACCAGAUCUCCAACCUUGCCACGUCGAAAAUCUUCCUAGGGCAGAGAUCGAGUUUGUCAUAUUUUAUGCACAGCUGUGCAAGAUUAUAUCCGAGACGACAAGGAAGGGUUGGUCACUUCGUGCGACGCCAGAGGCAAAACUCGAAGCUAUUAAAAAGGCUGAUGAGUUACUCGGAUUGCUCAACCUUUCAAUUCCGAAAAGACUACAAUUGGCGACUUCUUGUCUUGAUAUAUGGCAAGCCCAUUUUUAUCUCACUUACUACAACUUUGUUUUAUUGAUCCAUCGACCUGCGCCGAAAUCCAGGAAGAAUGGAUCUAUGGACGGACAAGAGGAUGCCAUCCUCUGUAGAGAAGCCACAGUCACCAUUGCAUCCAUGUUCGAAGCUCUAAUGAGCAAGAAGCUCAUUUCUUCUCUAUGGCUGUAUAGCAACCAUGUUGUAUUUACUGCAACAAUUCACAUCAUCAACGAGAUCAGCACAAACAAGACCUUACUAGCGGCCAAGUCUCGACAAACCCUACACACGUUCUUGGAAGUCUUGCAAGAGCUUGCAAAAUACUGGAAUUAUGCAGGAGGCCUGUUGAAGGUCCUUGAGCAAAGAGCGUCAAGGUCGAGAGGGGGCCGAGUGCACGCGCCAGGGGAAGCAAGUCUAAACUUGCAGAUCGAUGGGCCAUCGUUUGAACAGCCAACGGGGGUUUCAUCAACCUGGAGUAACAGCGACAAUGCCCUACCAACUGAUCCGAACGUAGAAUUGACUGACGCUGGUUUCAACACUUACACAGCGACUGGCCCACCAAACAUUCCUAUCGAUAUACUUGGGGGCAGUCAGGAUCCGAUAUUCAAUGAUCUGUUCUUGAUGGAUACGUCAGCGUUUGACUUUCUCUUUAGCGAGAAUAUUAGCUAG
Molecule: messenger RNA, 1368 nt
Organism: Fusarium coffeatum
Lineage: Eukaryota; Fungi; Ascomycota; Sordariomycetes; Hypocreales; Nectriaceae
Exons: 3
Coding region: 1-1368 (455 amino acids)
Biological process (GO): DNA-templated transcription
Molecular function (GO): zinc ion binding; DNA binding
Source: RefSeq, a predicted model, not a curated record